AUGAGCAAUCCGGAUGAUGUAGAAAUUCAUACGGAAGAGAACCAUUCAGACUGGAGGUCUCAAUGUGGCAAAGAGAUGCGUGAACUGAUGGAGAAGAAGUUCAGCUGGUCACAUGAUGAUAAGAAGCAGUCAACUGGAAGCAUGAUGUUAGUGAUGCCACAAUUUUCAACCGUGUUCUAUAAAUUGUACAAGGCUGUUUGUGAUCGGGAAAAAGAUGCAGAUGGCUUUGUUUCACUCUUGAAGUCAGAAUGUACAGUGAAUAAAGUUGAUUUGGCCACCCUUUUUAAUAAUGUCACUCCCACUGGUGAUUCGUUGCUUCAUGUUGCAGCUGAGUUUGGUAGAGAAGAAGUUGUGGAGCUGAUUGCUUCUCACUAUCCCAAUCUUCUGAGUAAGGGAAAUAAGAAAGGUGAUACUCCACUUCAUGUUGCUUCGCGAGCAAAGAAUAUUGAAGCGAUCAAUGCUAUUCUCCUGGUUAUAUCAAAGAAGGCCGAAUUGAUAGAUAAAGCCGAAUUUCUAAUGUUGAGAAAUAAUUAUCAGAGGACAGCUUUGCACGAAGCUGUUUUGAGCGAGCAUUCAGAUGGGGUGGUUCUGCUUUUAAAUGCGCAUAGGAGAAGUGUUUUGGCUGCCUAUUGGACUUGGAACAAGAAUUAUGGAUGCAAAUCACCAAUGUAUUUGGCCGUCACGACAAAGAAUAUGGUGAUUCUUGCUUGUCUCCUAGAGAAAAUUGCAAUUCCUUCAGAUCACCAGGCCAUUUCAAGCGGAGACUCUCCGCUUCAUGCCGCGAUAUUAGAACGAAAUACUGGUCAGUACAUGUAUCUAUAUUUACUCAUAAAUUAUAACAUGCUUGAUGCUUUUGAUCAGUUUGAUUUUCUUGCACCUAAUAUGUGUUUGUUUUUGGGUGAAGAACUAUUGAAAUACAUAGUGAGGGAAGGACCAAAAGAGCUCAUGUAUCAAAAAGAUGAAAGACAAAACACUCCCUUUCAUUAUGCAACAUACGCUGGUUUCUUGGGAGGUGUUCAUAUCAUGUCAAAAUAUUCUUCUCCCUUUUUUGCUUUUCAGCAAAACUUAGACGGCAAUCUUCCGAUCCACCCGCCUGCGAAAAGGGCCAUGUUCAAGUGGUAA
Prosopis cineraria is the source of this 1122-nucleotide messenger RNA. RefSeq names its product protein ACCELERATED CELL DEATH 6-like. Lineage: Eukaryota; Viridiplantae; Streptophyta; Magnoliopsida; Fabales; Fabaceae. Gene Ontology annotation, molecular function: protein binding. The coding region runs from base 1 to 1122 and encodes 373 amino acids. The record is from RefSeq and is a predicted model, not a curated record. The transcript has a single exon.